AUGCAGCACUUCCAGAAGCCCGAGAAUGCGCUGCGGCGCGCGGACGAGCUCUACGCCGUCGGCCAGAAGGAGCCCGCGCUCGUGGCGCUCCACGACGUGCUCUCGUCGAAGCGGCACCGCACGUGGCAGCCGAUGAUGGAGGAGGUGAUGAAGCGGUUCCUCACCAUCUGCGUGGAGAUGCGCCGCGGCAAGGCCUCCAAGGACGGCCUCAUCCAGUACCGCAUCAUCUGCCAGCAGAUGAAUGUCAACUCGCUCGAGGAGGGAGAGGCCGAAGGGCGGGCGGCGCUGCUGGCUUGGGACGCUGCGCGGCCGCGGACGUAG
Molecule: messenger RNA, 321 nt
Organism: Emiliania huxleyi CCMP1516
Lineage: Eukaryota; Haptophyta; Isochrysidales; Noelaerhabdaceae
Exons: 2
Coding region: 1-321 (106 amino acids)
Biological process (GO): formation of cytoplasmic translation initiation complex; translation reinitiation
Cellular component (GO): eukaryotic translation initiation factor 3 complex, eIF3e; eukaryotic translation initiation factor 3 complex, eIF3m; multi-eIF complex
Molecular function (GO): mRNA binding; translation initiation factor activity
Source: RefSeq, a predicted model, not a curated record